AUGUUGGUUAGAAAAACCUAUGUUAUAUUGAUAUUUAAAAGAGAUUUGGUUCAGUGGAAUCCGCAUUCUUCUGGUUGUUUUAAAUGUAAUGUCGAUGCCGCGUUUAAUCAGCGUGUCGGAUCUACGGAUCGUGGUUGGUGUAUUCGCAACGAUCAUGGUAACUUUAUUGCCGCAGGUACUGCGUGGGAUAUGUGUAAUUUCUCGGUGCUAGAGGCGGAGGCCUUAGCUCUUAAGGAAGCAAUCCAAGCUAGUUCUACGUUUCACAAUGCUCCAAUGAUUUUUGAGAGUGAUUCCCAACAGGUGGUUAAAGCUCUUGGUUCCAAUUCGAAGGGUAGUUCGGAGUUUAUCACUAUUAUUAAUUCUAUUAAGUCGUUACUUCUAGAUUUUCCCAACUUUGAGGUUAAGUUCAUAAAGCGUCAAGCGAAUAUGGUUGCCCAUAAUUUAGCCAAGGCGGCCAAUUUUUGGUCUCGACGCUGUUUGUUUGAUGUAAUUCCUCCUUGUAUUACUUUCCAUUUGAUUAAUGAAAGCAGUUGA
This is a messenger RNA of Vicia villosa (hairy vetch), 534 nucleotides long. RefSeq lists its product as uncharacterized. The record is from RefSeq and is a predicted model, not a curated record. The coding region runs from base 1 to 534 and encodes 177 amino acids. Gene Ontology annotation, molecular function: RNA-DNA hybrid ribonuclease activity; nucleic acid binding. The transcript has 2 exons. Lineage: Eukaryota; Viridiplantae; Streptophyta; Magnoliopsida; Fabales; Fabaceae.